AUGGCUGCCAAACAGAAAGGCAAAAGGAAAGUCAGAGAUGCAAAGAGAAAGAAAAUCCAAAAGAAGCACCAACUAGCUAAGCGGAGGCAGAAGAAACUGCAGCCUAGGAAACAGAAGAAGCACCAGGCUCGUCCUAAGCGUCGGGUCAAGCAGUCCUCUGCCACCAAGUCAGUGGACAGUGGUCCAGAGAGGAUCUGCUCCCCAAGGCUCUUUGCCGCCAAGGUCCUUCGGCAAAUGCCCAAAGUGCGGAUGGAGGCCAAGGCCAGGAGCCUGAUGAAGACUUUGCUGACCGAUGUCUAUGACCAUGUGGCCACAGAGGUGGAGAAUUUGAGCCAGAAGAAUGAGCUGUCCAACAUCAGCGGCACAGAUGUGCAAGCUGCCUUGAAGGAAGCCAUGACAAAGGAAUUGGCCAAGCACUCGGCCGAGUCCACUAGCACUGAAUGUGCUUAGAGAAGCCUCCUCCCUUCUCCCUCAGGGAGCCAAAGGGAGAAGACCAAAGAUCUUAAAAAAUAUCCUAGAGACUUUAAAAUAUUUUGCUGCCUUAGGAAAUCCACUGAAUCCUGUAACCCAUCACUGUCUAAGAUGCCCAUCUUCAAUCAUCUUCAUAGGCAACACAAACACCACAAUUAUGGUGAUUGCCAGCAAAUUCUCCUCAUUGUUGAAUGGAAUCAGCUGAGCAGAAAGACCACUGCUUUGGACAAACAGAUGUGGAAG
Messenger RNA from Ahaetulla prasina, 714 nucleotides. RefSeq names its product histone H2B.v3-like. The transcript has a single exon. Bases 1 to 450 code for a protein of 149 amino acids. Gene Ontology annotation, cellular component: nucleosome. The record is from RefSeq and is a predicted model, not a curated record. Lineage: Eukaryota; Metazoa; Chordata; Lepidosauria; Squamata; Colubridae. Gene Ontology annotation, molecular function: structural constituent of chromatin; DNA binding; protein heterodimerization activity.